Molecule: messenger RNA, 1224 nt
Organism: Penicillium macrosclerotiorum
Lineage: Eukaryota; Fungi; Ascomycota; Eurotiomycetes; Eurotiales; Aspergillaceae
Product: DUF2786 domain-containing protein
Exons: 1
Coding region: 1-1224 (407 amino acids)
Source: RefSeq, a predicted model, not a curated record
AUGCCUCCCAUUCCCAGCCAAGCCUCACGAAAAGGAUCCAACAGGAAACCUAGACAGAAAGCGACCGUGAUUAAAACUGCGGACCAAGGCCAACCCCAGAAUGUGUCUAAUGUUGACAGAAAGAUCCUGGAAAGGAUUCAGAAAUGCCUUGAUCGCGCCCAUCACGCCAACUCAUCUGAGUCAGAAGCGAAAGCCGCCCUUUUCAUCUCCCAGAAGCUCAUGAGCCAGCACAACGUGACUCAAGCGGAUCUCCUGGCCAGCGACCAAAGCAACAGCAAGGCACACUUCGGCGGAUGCAGCAAGGUCCUUAUUACGAAGACCGAUGGCUCAGGAAAAAGAAUUAUGAUGGAAGCCUUUGCCAGCAAGUUAGCACUCGCAAUGUGCACCUUCUUUGAUUGUAAGAGUUUUUCGACUCACCGCCGCGAGUCUGUAGAAUGGAGCUUCUUCGGGAUUGCCAGCAACACUGUUGCCGCGGCGAUGUCUUUUGAGAUGGCGCACAAUCAAAUUCUGGACUGGGCGUGUGUCUACAAAGGUGGCACACCGACAUUCAGUUACCGUCUCGGUGUUGCCGACGGAAUUGCUGCGAUGGCCAAUCGCGAGAGAAAAAGAGAGCUGGAUCAAGUACAGCGCAAGGAACUGGAAUUUUUAGCUUGUCGAGAGCGCGAAGAAGCAGAGAAUCGCCGACGAGAGUUUGAGAGGUUACGGCUUCUACCCGCGCCUUCUACAGACCUUGAUACUUUAUCAAACCCUGACUACAAAUGUCUCGACCCAGCAGACCUCAAAGCCGAGGUCGAUUCCGAUUUCGAUAAUGAGACUGAUGAUGCUGAAGACUUUGGUACCAUGGCCGACUUCAACGCGGACGACAUGGAGAUUAUCGACCUCUGUGACGAUGUGAAUGAAAGCAUCAACAGGUUUGUGAAACGAGAACCCACAGAGCCACUACCUCCAACCGACAUACCUGCCUUUGACAGGAGUUCAGAGACAAGUAUCAAAAUAAAGUCCGAAACCGAGUCCAUACCACCAGCAUCCCCAUGGGAAUCUGGUGCCCAGCUUGUCCAGUUCCGCGCCACAGCAGAACAAGUGGCGGACGAUUAUUUGAAAGAAAAUAAAAUCAAGUUAACCCACCGUAAAAGCCGACAGUCUACUAUUCGAGAUUUCGAUGCCUAUCGUCAGGGCCAGAAGGACAGCUCAAAGAUCGAGAUUAGUCGGCAGGCACAAGGCUAA